AUGUCUGAAAACCUCACUUCUGAAGUUAGUAAUCAGAAUAAUAUAUCUACUACAAAAUCAAACAAUCAUGAAGAUAAGACAGAAUUGAAUGAUCUACUAAAGCAAUUAAACUUAACAAUAAUAAAUUUGGAAAAGAAAAGAAAAAAUAUACUAGAGCAAAUAAAUGAAAUAGUUGAAUCACCAAAGACUGAAGAGAACAAAUCCAAAUUACAACACUUGCAAGAUGUACUUAAUGCAUUUGAUACCAAAAUAAAAGAAGCUUAUGCAACUCAAGAUAAUUUAAAUCAAUUUGAAAAAGAAUCUCAAGUUGCGUUCCAAUUAGCUCAAGAUCAAUUAGAAAGUCCUGAUCGGCGGCCAGAUGAUGGAAUAAAAUUAAAUGAAGAAGGUUUACCAUUUAUGGAUAUACAAGAAGAAGUCGAUGAGAAUGGAAAUGUUAUAAAUUCAAAGAUUAAUAAUGUUGCAAUUAAUGAUAAAGAUAAUAUUAGUGAUUAUGAAUCACCUUUGAAAAAAAAAAAGUCCGACCAAAUAACUGAAACUACAAGUGAUGAAAAAUUGAAAGAGAAAAUAUCUAGAAAUGAUAAUGAAUUAAAGCAAUUGUUUCAUGAUAUGGAAGUAAAUCCUAGUAAACAACAUCAAAGAUUACAAGAAAAUUAUUUAAAUCAAGAUGAAUUGUUAGAUAAAAUUGAUCAAUUACAAAUAAGUCCGGAAGAAAAAUUUAAUUUGAAAAGAAUAUGUGUUGAAGCAUUCAAGGAUUAUAAUGAAGAUGAGCAUCAAGAUUUAAAAAGUAAACAGCCAAUUGAAAAAUCAUCCACUAGUACUCAAAGCAACAUCAAAUAUCCAUCUGGUUUAGACAGAAAUAAUUUACUAGAGUUAGAAUUAUUAGCUGAUGAUAUGGAUCAAGAUGAAGAAAUGAAAACCAGCGAUAAUGAUGAAGAUUUUGAUUAUGACUUUGAUGAUGAUGAAGACGAUGAAGGAGAUGAAGAUGAUUAUGCUGAUCAAUUAUUAUAUGGCAACAAUCAAAAUUCUCCCUGGAUAGGUAAAGAUAACGUUCAUAAUCAAUCAAAUAAAAUGUUGUAUGAUCAAAUAAUGAAUUUAAGAGGUAACAAAGAUAAACAAGAUACAUCAAAUGGAAACACAAUUGAAGAACUUAAUGAAAAAACGCCAACGCAGGAUAAAAAGAGCAAAAAAUCAGUAAGAUUCCUGAAUAAUUUAGAUAUUAAGGAUAUUGAAAAUGUAUCAGAAGAAUUAAAAAAAUCUGAGUUAUUAAAUACUAGAAAAUCUUUAUUUAAACAAAAUAGAUUAAGAAAUGGGACAAAUAAAACUCAAGAUGAAGAUAUUAUAGAGACAGACAAUCAAAAUUAUGUAAAUAAAGCAGUUGAAGAUACGAUUGUUGAAAAAGAUUUAAUUGAUGAUGAUGAAAGAAUUACUAAUGAUAUAGUGGACAAAAUUGAUGAUGGAGAUAAAAUCCAGGAAGAUGAGAUAGUUGAGAGUAAGUCUAAUGAAGAUAUUCUAGAAUCACCAAAAAAACCAAUAUCAAGAUUCAAAGCUUUAAAACAACAAAGAGUAAACAAUGAAAAAUCAAUGCCGGUUCAUAAUUUUAAAAUUAGUGAUUUAAACAAUAACAAACCAAAGGAAGAAAAAGCAAUUGGUAAUUUAGCAAAUAAUGAGAAUGAUAUACAAGACAUACCCAAUAAUCAGCAACAUGUUAGAGAUACAACAUUAGAUUAUCAAAAUUUAAAUAAAGAUUUAGAUACAAUGGCGAAAGCUUACGUUAUGGGAAUGUAUGAUGAUGAUUUAGAACAUAAUGGAGUAUUAAUUGAGAAUUUAAAGGAUUUUGAUACUGUAAAUAAAUUAGUUGAAGAAAGAGAUAAAUCAAAAGCAAAAACUUCAAAAAGUAAUUCUGGAAGUAGUAAUGAUAAAAUAGAGGAAUAUGACUCAAAAUCAAAUGAAAUAGGAAUGGAUAUAGAUGAUUACGAAAACAAUGAUAUUGAUGAAACAAAAAUAAUGACAGACGAUAUAAUUGAAAAUGAUUUAGAUGAUAUACAUAAUGAAGAAGAAGAAUUAGAAAAUAAUGAAGAUUAUAAUUUUAAUUCAGAUAUUUUAAAUAAAGAAAUUAAACAAGAUUAUAAUAAAUUAAAACAAAAAAUCAAUCAACAACAAUUCAAAAAUGAGGAAAAUAAAGAAUUUGAACCAAUUGAUGAAUUUGGAAAUACUGUUAAAAUUAGUAGAUUUAAAGCUAAUAAUCAAAAUCAUAGGUUUAAUUAG
This is a messenger RNA of Lodderomyces jiufengensis, 2265 nucleotides long. RefSeq lists its product as uncharacterized. NCBI's taxonomy places the organism in Eukaryota, Fungi, Ascomycota, Pichiomycetes, Serinales, Debaryomycetaceae. Bases 1 to 2265 code for a protein of 754 amino acids. The transcript has a single exon. The record is from RefSeq and is a predicted model, not a curated record.